UUAUUCUGUGCACUAUACUCUUUGACAGUGAAAACUGAAAUAUCAAAUAGUGUAUGAUUCUUACGAAUUGCUCAGUGCACGCAAUAAAGAGAUAUAUUAAAAAAUAUAUUAAUAUGAAUCUACCAAUAUUAUUUUUCGUUUUAUUCAUCCAUCACGCGAUAUGCCUUGAUUACGAUGGGUGGUUAAAUAUUCGUAUUGAACAUUCGUUAAAUUGCAAUGAAGAUAAAUUUUGUAAUCGCGGAAAUAUAUCACUUAAAAGCAUACGAGCCGGCACUGCAACAAUUGAUCAAAAUCCUUUAAGCCAAAAGCACAUAGAAGAGUUAAAGGAGCUAGCUUCAAUUGAUGGAUUUUAUACAAUGAGAUCAUUUGUGACUACAGCUGAUAGCAAGGAGACUGAAUUUCUUUCGUCCGUAAAAGCUAAAGCAUUCUUAGAAAACGGUUUAUCAGAUGUAAUCAGUGCGUGGGUACUACCUAGUGGUGAAGUGAUAGCUGUGACAUUUCAAGUGACCAAUUCAACACAAUCCAAUGACUUGUUCAGAUCUGACCAUCACAUUAAUUCCAAUUUUUAUCUUCGUCAUGUGGAUCAGGCACCUGUACCUGACACUGCUUCUUACAUUCAAAAACUAGAGCGAGAAAGAGAAGCAAGAGAAAAGGGUGAAUUGAAAGAUAAUAGAUCAUUUUUGGCCAAAUAUUGGAUGUAUAUUGUUCCAAUUGCAAUAUUUGUGAUGAUAUCAGGUGCUACAAACCCUGAAGGUGGUGCACAGGCUUCUCGAUAGUAAAGAUUAUUAUGAAAUUCAGGAUAUUUUAUAAUAGUACAAUUUGUGUUUAUAAAAUUUAAGUUUUGCAAAUCUUAUUUAUGUGUUGUGUAUGGUUAAGUAAGUGAUUAUAAAAUAAAUAGACUUUUUAUUCAAAA
This is a messenger RNA of Zerene cesonia (dogface butterfly), 913 nucleotides long. RefSeq names its product ER membrane protein complex subunit 10 (gene EMC10). The record is from RefSeq and is a predicted model, not a curated record. Bases 54 to 776 code for a protein of 240 amino acids. Gene Ontology annotation, cellular component: EMC complex. NCBI's taxonomy places the organism in Eukaryota, Metazoa, Arthropoda, Insecta, Lepidoptera, Pieridae. The transcript has 5 exons.